This is a messenger RNA of Gallus gallus (chicken), 5687 nucleotides long. RefSeq names its product SH3 domain binding protein 4 (gene SH3BP4). Bases 433 to 3327 code for a protein of 964 amino acids. The record is from RefSeq and is a predicted model, not a curated record. The transcript has 7 exons. Gene Ontology annotation, cellular component: cytoplasm. Lineage: Eukaryota; Metazoa; Chordata; Aves; Galliformes; Phasianidae. Gene Ontology annotation, molecular function: protein binding.
GGGAGCGGCAGCGGCAGCGGCGGCAGUGGAGGUUCGGCUCCACCGCCCGCAGGGAGAGCGGCUCCGCGGGUCCGGAGUUUGCGGGUAACCUGCCACUUGCUCCCCUUCUGCUCUCCUCCACCUCUGUCUGGCAGCUCUGAUAUGGGACAUUCCCCUUGUGCUAUGUGACCUGGACUCGGUGGCAUGCUGUGUUCUUCAGCCUCCUGCAUCCUUACGGUGACUGCAUUCCUGGCAUACCAGACUUCAGAUGGCUUGAGAAGCAUCUCAAGCAGACUGGACUAUCUCCUGCUUUGACUCUCCCUCCCCGGAUGCAAAUUUCCUCUUUCUACAUUCCAGAAAAGGGCGGGCUCCCCAAGGUGCUGGGGGUAUCUCUGUGGGUCUGUGGAGGAGCCAUGCCCACCUAGCGCUGCCCAGGCUCUCGACGAGCUCAAGAUGGCGGCACAGAGGAUCCGGGCAGCCAACUCCAGCGGCCUGCUGCGCUGCAAGUCGGAGGGGACGCUCAUCGACCUCAGCGAGGGCUUCUCAGAAAGCAGCCUGUGCGAUGUCAAAGUGCCUUCUCCUAGUGCCUUGCUGGUUGACAAUCCCACAUCCUUUGGAAAUGCAAAGGAAGUAAUAGCAAUCAAAGAUUACUGUCCAACUAAUUUCACCACUUUGAAGUUCUCUAAGGGGGACCAUCUUUAUGUCUUAGACACAUCGGGAGGCGAGUGGUGGUAUGCUCACAAUACCACAGAGAUGGGUUACAUCCCUUCCUCCUACGUCCAGCCUGUAAACUACCGCAACUCUUCCUUAACGGACAGUGGGAUGAUAGACAAUCUACUGGAGAGCCCUGACGAGGGGGUCAGGGAGCUAGACCUGCUUGGAGAAUGGACUGAUGCGAAAAGAAACUCUGUGAAAGCCCACAAUAAUAACCCUUUCUUGAAUGGUGUCCAGACAAACCCAUUUCUGAAUGGGAAUUUGCAGACGUUGACCGGCUCAGACAGAGAGCCCAACUCCAAAGCAUCUGUUGACUUGCUGCUCUUUGACACCGGGCCUCCUACUUCAACAGUUUCUAGCUCGGCUGCCAAUAGCAGCAUGGGUAACAUUUUUGAUGAAUUUCCAUCCACAAACAGGCUGGACCUGGAAGAGCCCGUGAAAAGGGACAAUCCCUUCUUCAGGAGCAAACGCUCUUACAGCUUGUCUGAGCUGUCAGUUCUGCAAGCAAAGUCGGACACUCCGGCACAGUCUGGUUUUUUCAAUGGUCUAAAAUCUCCCACUCCUGAGCAAUUCCAGAGCCGGGAAGAUUUUAGGACCGCAUGGUUGAACCAUAGGAAGCUGGCCAGGUCUUGCCAUGACUUGGAUUUGCUUGGUCAGAAUCCUGGCUGGGGUCAGACACAACCGGUGGAGACCAACAUUGUCUGCAAACUGGAUAGCUCUGGUGGAGCUGUUCAGCUUCCAGACACCAACAUCAGCAUCCAUGUGCCAGAGGGUCAUGUGUGCCCUGGGGAAACACAGCAGAUCUCUAUGAAAGCUAUGCUAGAUCCGCCACUGGAGCUCAACAGUGACAAGUGCAGCACCAUUAGCCCAGUCCUGCAGAUCAAACUCAGCAACAUGGAGGUGAAAACUUUCAUCAUUCUGGAGAUGAAGGUAUCUGCAGAGGUCAAGAAUGACAUCAUGAGCAAGAGUUUGGUAAGACUACAGUGCCUACGGAGUGACAUGAAAGAGGGGCCGUACACGCCAAUGCAGCUGAGCUAUUCUUAUGGGGACACGAUACAGGUGCAGCUGGAGAACCUAGAGCCUUGCAUGUACAUCGCUGCUGUAGCUCAAGGGCAGAACAUCCUCUAUCCUUACACUGUUUGGGAUUACAUCAGCAAGAAGAUCACAGUUGGUGUCUACGGCCCAAAACAUAUUCACCCUUCCUUUAAAACAGUCGUGGCCGUGUUUGGGCAUGAAUGUGCACCCAAGACUCUCCUAGUGAACGAGGUCACGAGGCAGUCCCACAGCCCAGCUCCAGUUGCCCUUCAGCUCUGGGGUAAGCACCAGUUUACUCUGUCCCGGCCUCAGGACCUCAAGCUCUGCAUGUUCUCCAACAUGACCAACUAUGAGGUGAAAGCUAGUGAGCAAGCCAAAAUUGUGCGAGGCUUCCAGAUGAAGCUGGGCAAGGUCAGUCGCCUUAUCUUCCCCAUUGCAUCCCACGACCCCAACGAGCUCUCGGAUUUCACACUAAGGAUACAGGUCAAAGAUGACAAGGAUGCCAUUUUGACCCAGUUCUGCGUCCAGACACCACAGCCGCCUCCUAAAAGUGCCAUCAAACCGACAGGGCAGAGGCGGUUCCUCAAGAAGAACGAGGUUGGAAAGAUCAUCCUUUCACCUCUGGCUGCCACUGCCAAGUAUCCGGUUUUUCAGGACCGGCCGGUGUUGAGCUUGAAGUAUGGCAAACUGCUGAAAACAGUGGUGCGGCAAAGCAAGAAUCACUAUUUGCUGGAGUACAAGAAGGGAGAUGUCAUAGCCCUCCUCAGUGAGGAGAAGAUCAGGUUGAAGGGACAACUGUGGACAAAGGAGUGGUAUAUUGGCUACUACCAGGGCAAAAUUGGCCUUGUGCACACCAAAAACGUGCUGGUGGUUGGAAAGGUCAAACCCAGCUACUUCUCUGGGCCUGAUCUCACCACCAGCCUGUUGCUCGAGCAAAUCCUCAGACCCUGCAAAUUCCUAACCUACAUCUAUGCCUCCGUGAGGACUCUUCUCAUGGAGAACCUCAGCAGUUGGAGGUCCUUCGCCGAUGCGUUGGGCUAUUUGAACUUACCACUCACGUUUUUCUGCCGAUCAGAGUUGGACAGCGAGCCAGAGCGAGUGGCCUCUGUGUUGGAGAAGCUGAAGGAAGACUGCAACAACACAGAGAACAAGGACAGGAAAUCUUUUCAGAAGGAGCUGAUGAUGGCCUUGCUGAAGAUGGACUGCCAAGGGCUGGUGGUCAGGCUUAUCCAGGACUUCGUGCUGCUCACCACGGCCGUGGAGGUGGCCCAACGCUGGAGGGAGCUGGCUGAGAAGCUGGCCAAGGUCUCCAAGCAGCAGAUGGAUGCCUACGAGGCCCCGCACCGCGACAAGAGCGGGGUGGUGGACAGUGAGGCCAUGUGGAAGCCCGCGUAUGACUUCCUCCUCACCUGGAGCAGCCAGAUGGGUGACAGCUACCGGGACGUGAUUCAGGAUCUGCACACAGGGCUGGACAAGAUGAAGAACCCCAUCACCAAGCGUUGGAAGCAUCUCACCGGCACCCUCAUCCUCGUCAACUCCUUGGACAUGCUCCGGGCAGCUGCAUUCAGCCCUCAAGACCACGAAGAUUUUGCCAUCUAGUGUGGCUCCCUACAGUGAUGUCUUCAUCCACGUCUCAUUUGUUGGUGGUGUCUGUAUUUUUCUGUGUUUUCCCCCUGUUUUUUUAACAGUUGAUGAUAAAAAGAAGAAGUGGAGAUUGCUCUCCCCAGGUUUAAAGAGGCCAAAGUUUGCAAGUUCUCAGCAGGACUGGAAAUCAGCAGGAGGCGACCCUCCUCUUGGUGGGACGGCAUCCAGGAGGGAUGGCUUUUCAUAUGGGAUUGAUACCAGUUCAACUAUUUCUUACUCAAACACUUAAAAGGAGCGGGGGGGCGGGGAGGGAUCGCAGAAGAGAACACGUUUUUUUUAGGCAUUUACAAAUAAAAAAAUCUAAUUUUUGUAAUGAGCAGUAAAGGCUGUAACCACUUUGGGGGGAGGCUGUUGCUGUUUUGUAUGUUGUAGAGACUGCUUUUAAAUUAUCAUUUUAGAGAUGAACGCAAGCGAUGUAAAUACGUAUUUAAGACGAAGCACAGCAUUGUCCCAAUGGUUCUGGUAAACUCCCACAGUGUAGACUGACUGUAGAGCCCCAUGUGAAUUUAGGGUGUCUUCAGCCCUGCAAGCAACUUAAAUCAGAAAGGAGCUUUUUUCCCCCCAUCUUACAGAACGUAUCACCUGUUUAAUUGUUGGUUUUUUUUCCUUGUUAAAUGUAUCUACAGACAUGCAUUUUGUCAUCUGUGGGUAGGGAGGUGCUCAUGCAUGUUUGUAGAUGCACGGGUACCAUUUCUAACCAUGGGAAGGGAUGCUGCCCCUGGCGCUUGGAGCUGCGUGCUGCCCACCGUGUCUGGAAGAAGCUGGAAGUUGGGGGCUCCACACAGCCCUGCUCCUUGCUGCCCGUGGUGGUGGUGGGAGUGGGUGGCUCUGCCAUUGCAGCAAAGUGCAUGGGCACGUUCCUCCUAAUUUGAAGUCCAUUCCAGAGCUCGGCGGAGAUGUUUCAUACGUGUCUGGCGCCCUCAUACUCAUUGCCAUUGAUUACUGAGGGCUUUGAAUGGGGCUGUUUGAGAUUCCCAAACUCCAGCUGAGCUUGUAAAUAUCUCUUGCAAUGACACCGGUGCCACUGAGCUGAAUAUAUGUGGUACCGAGUGCCCGUUCUUUCCCCUCAUGUUUUAUAGCUGCCUCUUCUGGAUUACCUCCCCUCUUCCUUCUGCUCCCCAGCUUUGACAUAUUUUACACGGGAGGGGAAUAUUUUUGCACAGAAACAUUAUUUGAGGUGCAAAGUCUCUACAGUGAGGAAGAUGGAUUGUUAAGGGUGGUUUUCUUUCAGGUUGAACCAGAAAAAAAACAGAAAGAGCGGGGAAGGCAUCUUUGGCAAAGGCAGUAUAAGCACACAAGAGCGGUUGCUGUGGCCGGGCUCUCAGGAUCAGGAUCAGGAGGUGGUGACACUUAGGCUUGAUUUCUUCUCCUAGGAGGCUACAGGUGAUGUGAGCUCCCUGGAAGAGCCAGGUGUGGGGCACUGCCCACAGGUUUGCAGGUGCAGCUGGUGAGCAGGCAUCUGAUGGUGCUGGCAGCCUCGGGAGAGAAUGUCCUCCCACAGCUUCACUGCUUUACAUCCUCUUCCCAAAACGACGUCCCCAGCAGCAGUCUCCCCUUACAGGACCCCACCAGAAACCAUUAGCACCUUAAUUUCUCCUCAGGGGCUUUGAGGAGUUUCCUAUGCAACGCAGCGUAGCACAGAAAUAAACAGGGUCUGCCGGCACCUGAGCCCGCGAUGCUUUUCCUUUCUCUUUACAACAGCAGGGCACUGUAAGAGCACGUUUUCCUCACACCAAGCAAAAACAAAUCUCCGAUGCAAUAAGGAGCAGCUCCUGCAAGAGAGAUCCAGCCUGUGCCAGCACGGCUUUGGCCAGGCUGGUGGGAGCAGGCAAGGGCAGCCCCAACCCUGGUGGGCAGUUGUUUUACUCUCUGGUGACUCCAAGAUGGGGACAUCCCUAAUGAAUCUCAGCUUUUACUUUUUGCCCUCCCCUUGGUUUUUCUAACUACCUCAGGUACUCUACGCCCAGCUUAACAUUUCAGCGGCAGCACGAAGCUUGCUGUGCUCGGCUCCCAGGAUGCUGUGAGCCGUGGCGAAACGCUCAGCACAUUUCGGGGCGACCACUGUGUUGCUUUGUCCCUCCCUCGGUCAGAAAUCCCAGCUCUCCUCACCUGCUGGGGCUGGGCUACAUCCUUCAGAUGCCUUCUGCCUGCUGUCUGUCGAGCCCGUCCAGAACUGCGCCUGGGCUUUGCAUCAUUACCGCAGUUGGUGCAGCAACUGGUUAUUGUACUCACAUUUAAUGUUCCUUUUUAAAACAAAAAUAAUAACUUUUUUUGGAGGAAAAAAAAAUAUUACUAUUAAAGCUGUUGCUAUUGCA